Molecule: messenger RNA, 1364 nt
Organism: Cutaneotrichosporon oleaginosum
Lineage: Eukaryota; Fungi; Basidiomycota; Tremellomycetes; Trichosporonales; Trichosporonaceae
Source: RefSeq, a predicted model, not a curated record
ACGCCCCUCGGCCGAGUGACUGCCCUUACCGAGUCGAGUAAAAGCUCAAUCUGAAGAUACCUCCUCGCUCCAUUUUCCCCCAAACAUACCCAGGUGCAUGCCUGGAGCCACUCAGCGCUGCAGCGCAAGGCUUUUGCAUCAAUGUCAUCGUGCUGAUCGUCGACUGUGAUGUAGUGCCAAGGUCGGGCGAGCCGACGAUCGACGUGCCUGGAAUACCCGGCAACCGGCCAACCCCACUUGCCCCGCAUUCAUUUCGACUUGUCAUCUCCUCUCUCUUCUCGACUGCUCCGCAUCUCGCUCUCUCUUCGCGCCUCACUUACGCGCGUCGCUCAAGAUGAUGAACUACACGCCCCACGCGGGCGCAAAGGUCGCGGACAUCCUCUCGCUCGAGAACAUCCGGCGGCAGCUCAUCCGGCUCGAGGACACCAUCAUCUUCUUGGUCAUCGAGCGCGCGCAGUUUGCGCACAACCCCAAGAUCUACGAAAAGGGCGCGUUCAAGGACGAGAUGGACUUUGAGGGGUCAUGGCUGGACUGGUUCCUCCUUGAGACGGAACGGACGUGUGCCAAGGCCCGCCGCUACACGAGCCCCGACGAACACCCGUUCACGCCCCUCGAGCAGCUGCCCAAGCCCAUCAUCACGCCGCAAAAGUACCCCGCGCUGCUGCACGAACCGGCGGCCAAGCACCCGAGCGUGAACGUCAACCACCGCAUCCUCGACUUUUACGUCAACCACCUCGUGCCCGGCAUUACCGAGGUGCCGCCGGGAUCGCCGCGGCGCACGGCCAACGGCACCGUGAGCAACCCGGUCAACCCGCUCGACGACGGCAACUACGGCAGCGCGGCGACGCGCGACGUCGAGGCGCUGCAGGCCAUCUCGCGGCGUAUCCACUUUGGCAUGUUCGUCUCCGAGUCAAAGUUCCUCGCCGCGCCGCACGACUUCAUCCCCCACAUCCUCGCGGACCCUCCUAACACCGACGCGCUCGCGGGCCUCAUCACCAAGCCGGAGGUCGAGGCCAAGUUGUUGGUCCGCCUCGCUAACAAGGCGCGCGUGUACGGGUGCGAGAUGGACGCGGACGGGCGUGUCAUCCCCAUCCCCGACCAGGAGCUGGGUUUGCGCGGCAAGAUCGACAUUGACGAGGUCGUGCGCCUCUACCGCGACUGGAUCAUCCCUCUGACCAAGGACGUCGAGGUCGACUACCUCGUCCACCGCCUUGAUGGGGUGCCGCAGGAGCAGAUUGACGCAUGGAUGGCGGGGGCCAAGGCCAACGGCAAGUAGCGAGGCCACGGCGCAGGAACGUAAGCGACGGCCACGGAACAGCAAAGACAAGUAGAACAUCAUGCAUGCAUCAACAGCAUAAAGAAAA